Fusarium odoratissimum NRRL 54006 is the source of this 1943-nucleotide messenger RNA. RefSeq lists its product as uncharacterized. NCBI's taxonomy places the organism in Eukaryota, Fungi, Ascomycota, Sordariomycetes, Hypocreales, Nectriaceae. The transcript is spliced from 2 exons. The record is from RefSeq and is a predicted model, not a curated record. The coding region runs from base 368 to 1753 and encodes 461 amino acids.
GCUAUGUUGCUCCUACAAACCACAUGUCACGGCCUUCUUGACUGAAUUCGGCCCUGACGCGUGAGUCCCGAAAUUGGCCUUUUGCCUGCGUUCCUGAGUCCCCAUACCUCUCUUGUUAUUCCGACGAUGCUCAAUUGAAUCAUGAAUCUGGGGUGAUUCAAUACAUUUGCCCUGUUUCUCCUUUUGUCGCCCAGUCUUCCACCUAGCUCCGUCUCCGGCACAUACCGCUUGUCCUCUAUACGAUCCGAACUUCAACUCUCUGCCACCUCCAAAAGACCAUUACCGCCUUUUAUGUGUAGACGAUCUUAAGCCUCAGCAGCUUCCGUGCUAGCGCUUCUGACCCCAUUGCUCUCAUACAACUGUCAGCAUGACUUUUAACAACCACGCCGCUUACAGUCCGACCACGAUGUCAUCCUCAACUGGACCUUCUGGCCUGCCAAACAGCCUCCUCUCGACAUCUAUAUCCUCUCUAGCUUCUUCUACAUCCUCACGGCAUCCUUCCCAAAUUUCGAAGACCUAUCGACAGGCUUCUACUUUAUUCCUCACGCGUCGUUUGCCUGAAGCUCUGACGACAUUACUCCCGUUGAUUACUCCACCCGAACAUGUUGACGACGGCGAACCUGCGCCAGUUGCCCGAGCAUCAAGAACGACUCGCAUUAAGGUCUGGAGCCUGUAUCUUACUAUCCUCAACGGCAUUGUCGAGUUAGAACCCGAGGAGGGCAAGGAUGCUUUUGGAAACCAAGAAUGGAGAGCCUUGUGUACCAAAGUUCGCGAAGGAGAAAUAUGGGAUGAGGUAGUCACGAACGGCUACCAUGGAGUGGAGGGCGAUGUUGACUCCGACGUGGUCAUCAACCUCGCGACAAUAUUGUUGGCACAUGCCCGUGACCAGAAGCUUAACCAGCACAAACUCGAGGCUUAUCUGGCCGCCUCCAACACACCAAAUCUUGAUGUCGCCGGGCGGCUCGCUGAAUCAACGAGCUCGCCCAUGUCGAAUCGAUAUCGGUCUCCUGCGAAGGGGGCGAGUGGCGCCAACACGCCUAGAGAUCUAAAUGCUCGUGUCAAGAUUCUGGAGUUAUACACCCUCCAUGUGCUCUUGCGCAAUAACGAAUGGGACUAUGCUCGUGAAUUCAUCAGCGUCAGCUCAGUCCUAGACGAAGAGCGCCGCGAAGCCUUCCUGCAGGCAUUGCAAAGCCUCCACGAUGAACAGCAAGAACAAGAAAGACUUGAGAAUGAGGAGCGCCAACGACAAGAGAAUGAGCUGAAGAGAGAAAUUGAGGAGGCGAAGAGACUGCGCGCCGAGAAUGAAGAGAAGGAAAGAAAGCGGAUAGAAGAGGAGCGUCUGAAGCGCGAAGGGAGCGAGGUUGAUUACGGGAUUGACGAUACAGCUAGCCAUACUGGGUCAACUCGACCUCGGAAGGCCAGAGCUCCAUCAUCUUCGUCGUCGAGGCAGUCAAGGCCUCGAGGGACGAAUCAAGCAGGACCCAAGGCAAAUGGCAAAGCAGUCUCGCAGGCCCCAACUCUUACGUCACGCGCUUCUAUGGUUAUCGCACAACUGCGGACUAUUAUCGAGCAUUUGGGCUCCUCACUAAACUCGAACCCGAUGUUCUUAUUCAAGUUUCUGGCGUUUGUUAUGGGUUUGAUUCUUAUGUUGAGUAAUGCCAACAUUCGGGAGAGAGUGAAGAGAAUGCUUGCGGUCUUUUGGUCUAAGGUCAAGGGCACAGCUGGAAUGGGGGUGAAGGUCAGUUACAUUUAAUCAAUUCUUUCGAUUGUAUUAUUUAUUAGUAUCUCAUGUGUUACGAGGAGUCUCUGGGUAGAGCCUUUCUUUUCAGCCGUAGUGUAUUUCUCAGGGGCGAGUUCUGGCAAAUUUGAAUAAGGAACAAGCUGGUCAAUUGUAAUUACUAGAUAGCUGCCGCUCAAUCCAAAAACCGCGUUUUCAUAUUCCA